AUGGCUAACUGUUGUGCACUUGGUGCUAUAACACCAUAUCCUGAUGGGGAUUCAAAUACUCUCAAUCACAUAUUGGAAAAAAUUGAAAAUGUAUUUAUUGUUAUCUUUACUGUGGAAUGUGUUUUAAAGAUUAUAGCUUUUGGUUUUGUUAUGCAUCCAGGAGCGUACUUACGUAAUGCAUGGAAUAUACUUGACUUUACUAUAGUUAUCUUAGGACUUUUACAACCACUUAUUCAACAAAUGGUUGAACAAUCUGGUGUAGAUGUUAAAGCACUUCGUGCUUUCAGAGUGCUGAGACCACUUCGUCUUGUAUCUGGUUUACCAAGUUUACAAGUUGUAUUAAAUUCUAUAAUGCGUGCUAUGGUUCCACUCUUACAUAUUGCACUUUUAGUUAUCUUUGUAAUAAUUAUUUAUGCAAUUGUUGGGCUAGAAUUAUUUUCUGGUAAAUUACAUGCUACAUGUUAUGAUUUUGUAACAGGUGAAAUAGAGGAUAAUCCAUCACCAUGCAGUUUAAAUCAACGUGGUGCAUUGUGUACAGGUUCAACAAUUUGUUAUGAUUUUAAAUUGGAUAUGAGUUAUGCAGCUGUUGCUGAAAGAAAACAACAAGCUGAAGCUAUUUUAGCUGGAAAUAUUACACCACCUUUACCGCAACCAGAAAGAUGGGUUGGACCAAAUUAUGGUAUAACUAAUUUUGAUAAUUUUGGUUUAUCUAUGCUAACUGUAUUUCAAUGUAUUACUAUGGAAGGUUGGACACAAGUUUUAUACUGGGUUAAUGACUCACAAGGGAUGUUAUAUCCAUGGAUUUACUUUAUCAGUAUGAUCAUUAUCGGAUCAUUCUUUGUUAUGAACCUAGUACUUGGUGUUUUGAGUGGGGAAUUUUCAAAAGAGCGUGAAAAAGCUAAAAAACGUGGUAAAUAUCAAAAAGCUAGAGAACAGAUGCAAUUCGAAGAAGAUGUACAAGGUUAUUUAGAUUGGAUUAGUGCAGCUGAAGAUAUUAGUGAUGAUGAAGAAACUACAAAUAAAGAAGAUGAAAAAGAAAAAAAAUUUCAUUGGUGUGUUGCAUGUCGGACCACCUCAUCUUCAGCUACUGAUGACUUUGAAGAGGAAGAAGAAGAUCCAUCUGAACAUGGACUGGAUGAUGGCGGUGGUGGACAUCGUAGUCAAUCAUCAUCACAACAACAUCAGUAUUUUUUCUGUAUUCCAUUGAAAGGAAGGCGAUCGCGGCGUUGGAAUCGUCGUUGCCGACGUUCUUGUCGUCGGCUUGUUAAAUCUCAGACAUUUUACUGGAUAGUUAUAGUCCUUGUUUUUUUAAAUACUGGUGUUCUCACUUCAGAGCAUUAUGGACAACCGCCGUGGCUUGACGAUUUUCAAGAUAUGGCCAAUAUUGUAUUUGUUGUCCUCUUUUCUAUUGAAAUGUUAAUUAAAAUGUACAGUUUAGGAAUACGAUGUUAUUUUGAUUUUAUGUUUAAUCGAUUCGAUUUUUUUGUGGUUAUCUGUAGUAUUAUUGAAGUUGUAUUAAUACAAACUAAAGUGAUGCCACCAUUAGGAGUAUCUGUAUUACGUUGUGCUCGUUUAUUACGUGUAUUUAAAGUGACCAGAUAUUGGAGUAGCUUACGUAAUCUAGUUGGUUCAUUAUUAGCUAGUUUAAAAUCAAUUGUUAGUUUAUUAGUUCUAUUAUUUUUAUUCAUUGUCAUAUUUGCUUUACUUGGUAUGCAAUUAUUUGGUGGAAGAUUUAAUUUUCCAAGAGAAGAAAAGCCAAGAUCAAAUUUUGAUAGUUUUUAUCAAUCACUUAUAACAGUUUUUCAAAUUUUAACUAGUGAAGAUUGGAAUGAAGCUAUGUACAAUGGAAUUCGUUCAUAUUCAAAUAGUCGUGUUGGUAUUAUGGUCUGUUUAUAUUAUGUUAUACUUUUUAUAUGUGGAAAUUAUAUACUACUCAAUGUCUUUUUGGCUAUUGCUGUUGAUAAUUUGGCUGAUACUGGUCAAAUGGAAGAGAAAAAAGAAGAAACAGAUGGUGAAAAAUCAGAUAAUAAAGAAAAUGAAAUGACUAGAAAUGAAGAUAUUAUAAUUGAAGGAGAAAAUGAUAAAGAAAAUAAAAUGUAUCAAUCAGUAGACAAUCGAAAACCAUCUACUACAAUAACUAAUACUACUGAAAAUAAAUUAACUGAAGUACAUCAUGAAUUUAAUGAUGUUACACAAUUAUUAGAUCAAUUAAAUUUAGAUCCAAUCAAUGAAGAAGCUGAUCCUGAUCGACGCAUGUUUGAUCGAGAUAAACAAAGAACACAUGAUAAAGAUGAUGAUUUAAAAGAAGAUCGAAAUAGAGACAGUCAUGAUGAUGAUGAUGAUGAUAAUGAUGAUGAUGACGAUAAUGAUGAUAGAAGUGCUGAUGAAACUGAUAAAAUGAAAGAUACAACUAGUUUAAGACGUCAUUCAGAAAUUAGUUCAACAAAGAAAAUAAAACCAAUACCAAAUGCAUCUUCAUUUUUCAUAUUCAGUCCAACUAAUCCAUUUCGUGUAGCCUGUCAUGAAGUUUGCAAUCACAAUUAUUUCAAUAAUAUUGUACUUGUAUGUAUCUUAGUUAGUAGUGCUAUGCUUGCAGCUGAAGAUCCAUUAGAUGCAUCAUCUGCACGUAAUCAGAUAUUGAACUACUUUGAUUAUUUUUUCACUUCUGUGUUUACAGUGGAGAUAACUUUGAAAAUAAUUACUUAUGGUUUGGUAUUACAUAAGGGAGCAUUUUGUCGAAGCGCAAAUAAUAUGUUAGAUUUUAUGGUAGUUCUUACAUCAAUUAUUUCUUAUCCAAUUGAUAUUGAUACAAUAUCUGUAGUUAAAAUUCUUCGAGUCUCACGAGUAUUACGACCUUUAAGAGCGAUCAAUAGAGCGAAAGGUUUGAAACAUGUCGUCCAAUGUGUUGUAGUUGCUGUAAAAAGUAUUGGUAAAAUAAUGAUGGUUACUUUUUUGCUUGAAUUUAUGUUUGCUGUUAUUGGUGUACAAUUAUUCGCUGGAAAAUUUCACUCUUGUACAGAUAGUUCACGUCUUGUACCAAGUCAAUGUCAUGGUCAAUAUAUCACAUAUGAAUUGGGUGAUAUAAGUCGACCUGUAGUUUUAGCACGUGUAUGGUUAAAUAAUCCAUUGAAUUUUGACAAUGUACCAAAUGCUAUGCUCACUUUAUUUGCUGUAUCAACAUUUGAAGGUUGGCCUGGUCUUUUAUAUAGAUCAAUUGACUCUUAUGCUGAAGAUUAUGGUAGUGUUUAUAAUAAUCGUCCAAUAGUUGUUAUCUUCUAUGUGGCUUAUAUCAUUGUCAUAGCAUUUUUUAUGAUUAAUAUAUUUGUUGGUUUUGUUAUUGUCACAUUUCAACAAGAAGGUGAACAAGAAUAUAGAAAUUGUGAACUUGAUAAAAAUCAACGUAAAUGUAUUGAAUUUGCAUUGAAAGCUAGACCAGUGAAACGUUAUAUCCCAAAAGAAAAUUUUCAAUAUAGAAUAUGGUGGUUUAUUACAUCACAACCAUUUGAAUAUUGCAUUUUUAUAUUUAUAUUAAUUAAUACAAUAUCAUUAGCAAUGAAAACUUUAGUACGUAUGAAUAUGCCGUUGAAUAGUGAUGGAACUGUCAUGUUCAAUGCAACACUUUUUGCUUUAGUUCGAACUAAUUUAAAAAUAAAAACUGAAGGUGCAGCAAUUGAUCAAUUAAAUGAAGAACUUCGUGCUGUAAUUAAAAAAAUAUGGAAAAGAACAAGUAAUAAAUUAUUAGAUCAACUUGUACCUCCUGCAGGUGGAAAUAAUGAUGUAACAGUUGAUGGAAACAAAAAAAAAGCUGAAGAACAAAAAGCUUUAUUACAUGGACAAGGGAAAAGACAUUCAAUCAUGCCAUUCAAAAGUUUUGGAAAACCUACAACUAGUUCUCUUGAAACACAAAAUACUUCAAUGAAUAUUUUAUUACCACCAUCUGAAGAAACAAGUAAACGUGGAAGUUCUGGUAGCCUAGUGAUGGUGAUACGCAUCAUAGUUUGUAGUUCAAGACGUCAUUCAGAAGUUUCACAAUGUAAUGAACGUGAAAAAUUAUCACAGCCAUACAAAUCUUCAUUAGAGUCAACGGAUAAAAAGUUACCAUUAAUUUCUAAUGAUCAUUUACAAUCAAAUCAAACAUCAAAAUUGAAUACAUCAAAAAUAAUGCUACCAACAAUUAGUCAAGGUAGUCAUGAAGAUGAAGAUGUUGAUAAUGGUGGAAUUGGAGGUUUCAAUAAAAUAAUGGAAGGAAAUGCUAUAAAUACAGAGAAGUAUAAUACAAUUAAUGACAAAUAUUAUUCUGUUCAUUCAAAUAAAAGAAUUGAUAAUGGAUAUAUAAUUGAUGAUAGUAUACCACAGAAACAAUAUUCAAUAAAACCAGCUGAUUGGAAUAAUACUAUUUAUACGGAUAGAAAUAAUGUGAAAAAUCGCCCUAUAUCAACAUUACCAUAUGGAUCAAAUCUGCAUUAUAUAAAUCAACAGACUUUUCAACUGUUCCUUAUAUACAAGAAUCAGUUCAUCAUAUUUCAUCAUUAUAUAAAUCAAAUUAUUAUAAUCAAUCAAAAUCUAUCAAUGUUAUAA
Messenger RNA from Schistosoma mattheei, 4578 nucleotides. The record is from the annotation of a GenBank genome assembly. NCBI's taxonomy places the organism in Eukaryota, Metazoa, Platyhelminthes, Trematoda, Strigeidida, Schistosomatidae.